This is a messenger RNA of Linum trigynum, 2365 nucleotides long. NCBI's taxonomy places the organism in Eukaryota, Viridiplantae, Streptophyta, Magnoliopsida, Malpighiales, Linaceae. The record is from the annotation of a GenBank genome assembly.
CCGUCUGUGGGAAUCGAACCCACGACCACGUGGUUAAAAGCCACGCGCUCUACCGGCUGAGCUAAGACGGCUUGCGUACUUACCUUCACAGUCGUUAAAUAUCAUUUCCGUUCUUAGUAAACCACCAGCAAACAUCAGCCGUGGGGGAAAACGAGGGAGUACUGAUUACCUCAUAAUUACGUUUCGCAGCUUUUGUCUGAUUACCCUGAUUACUUCCAAGUUGUUGGCGAAGGUAGAAAUGGGGAGUGUGGUGAUGAAAUGUUGUGUUUGGAGCUGGUAUCGUGGAAGAAUGAAUUGGCCGUGUCUGAGAUGGAAAGAAGAAUGGCUUUAGGGGAUUUGAGGAAUGUCAAGAAAGGAGCUCGAAUUGGGUUCUUGUUGAGCUAUCCUACGGGGUUUGAUUUGGUGAGUAAGGUGAAAGAUUGGGUCUUUGAAUGGCAGAAUCUUGCCGUACGUUUCUCCGUAUGAAAAUGCUUUUCAUUUGAACCCUAAUGGAGAUCAAGCUGAGAAGUGGACCGUGGCAGUGUUACACGAGCUGCUGUGGUUGUUAGUGUCCAAGAGAACCGAGAGUGAAAAUUUGCUUCUUUUGGGGGAGUAUUUGGGAUUUGGAAGGAGAUUUAAGCAUGCUUUGGUUCAUCAUCCCGGUAUAUUCUAUCUCUCACAUAAGAUUAGGACGCAAACGGUUGUGCUCAGGGAGGCUUAUUCAAAGGGUUUCCUGGUGGUGAAGCACCCUUUGAUGGGUAUGAGGUUUAGGUACAUUCACCUUAUGAAUAUUGAUAAGGAAAGUCAAAGGCGACGGAAGUUGAUGCAGAGUGAAACUUUGUUGAUGACGAAGAAGAUGUCUUUACCUGCUAAGAUAUCAGGGGGGAAAGGAAAUUUGAAAGGUGGUAACGGGGAUGGAGCAGUAAAGAAACCAAAUGAUUCUUAGGAUUCUGAACUCGAGGUUUCCGAUUAUGAAUGAGAUGCUGGUUCGAUGUCUCCGUGCUUGAGAAGCUGGAAAUGUGGUUGAUCCAACCUUGCCAUACUUAUCCAUUAAGAGAGAGCAGCAAACAAGAACCACUGAAGUGCUUUAUCUACCAGUAUUCAUGGGUGAGACAUUGUUGCAUGAAUACCGGCUUAUUUGGUGGUAUAUUUCACUUGCCUCUUUUCAAACUCUUCCUGUUGCGCAUUUCCUUCUGAGUUGUUACUGGUGGGAACUUGAAGGAUUUGAUAUGAACUGUGCCUCAGUACUUAACUACUAGGUUUCGAUUGAACAUGUUUCUGUUUCACAUCUUUUUGUACUAGCACAUGGACUGUGAAUUCAUUGGGAUCUGUUUUGGAUUCCAAUGCAUGUGUCAUACCUUAUUUGUUUUCAUAAUUAGGUUUAAGACCGGUUUUCAUGAUUAUGUAGUGGAUUUAGAGUUCGUGAUUCCACUUGAGCUACUGGUUGGGGAUCUCUUACUAAGUCUGUGCCCUAGCAGAUCCAUGGUUUACCAUAAGGACCGAGAUAAGCCUUGUCAUGUGAUCCACCUUAUUUGUUUUCAUAAUUAGGUUUAAGACGGGUUUUCAUGAUUAUGUAGUGGAUUGAGAGUUCGUGAUUCCACUUGAGCUACUGGUUGGGGAUCUCUUACUAAGUCUGUGCCCUAGUAGAUCCAUGGUUUACCAUAAGGACCGAGAUAAGCCUUGUCAUGUGAUCCUUUCUGUGUUUUGAUCCCAUGAAUGCAUGCAUGUCAUCUUGUCAUGUGAUUUGCUCAAGCUAAUGGGAGUUUCGAGAAGUCCUUCUGAAAUUCCCAGUGGAUGGAACUUUGAAACCGAGGAAGGCUCUGGAAGAUUGUUAAUGGAUAAGUUUUUCCAUCUGAUUUGCUGCUUGUACAAUUCCUGCUUGUAUAUGAAGCAACUGAACAGCACAGUGAUUGUACAGUUCAGUCUGAAACUUGAGCUGUCUUCUGCUUUGGAUUUUAUGUGCCCUGAAAUAAUAUCGGACUGCUCUUUUCAACAGUGAUUGUAGAGGAGAUGGCUACAAAUCGCAGAUUAUGUGUUUGAACCUGCUAUACUGGUUACUCCACUUGGUAUUCUGAGCAUCAUCAGCAGGCAUGAUACUCCAUAUUCCUGUAGAUUAAGUUUACAUUUCCAGUAUUGAGCUCUGAAUGUUUUCUGGUUCUUUGCAGUGCAGUUCUUGCACAUGUUGCUUUAAGACAGGUUUCAUCUUGUUGGUGUUCUUGGUUGUCCUACAUGCUCCAGAAGAACAGUGAAGUGGGAUUUGUGAUAAGAGGUUUGGAAUCUAUCUCUUGAGCCGGGCAUAAGCCCAUCCACCUUUGUAAAUCUGUGCUGCUCUGAGAAGUAGAUCCAGAAUUUGUUUUUGUUUUAUUAAUACUUUACUGCAGAUGAU